AUGUUCAUCUCAACAGUUAAAUUUGCCAUUCUCCUGUUUGUUACGGCGACUCUUGCUCGGGUACUGGAGCUGGAUACAUCCAACUUUGAUGAUGUGGUUUUGAACUCAGAUAAACAUACGCUAGUGAAGUUUUAUGCCUCAUGGUGCAGCCAUUGUUCCAAGCUCGAACCUGUUUGGGAGGAGUUAGCAACUGCUUACGAGAAAGAGCCAAAUGUACAAAUCGCUCGCAUUGAUGCCGACAAACACCAAAAGGUGGGAAAGCGGUAUGGUAUUAAUGGAUAUCCGACUAUAAAACUGUUCAAGAAGGAUGACGUUCAGCAUCCCAUUGAGUUUGAGGGCGCGAGGUCUGUCGAGGCCUUCAACAACUUCAUUUCCGCCCACACUGGAGUAAAACCGCCUAGCUCUGCAUCUAAUCUAGUGGUGAAACUGAACGAUUUGAACAUCGAGGAUGUUGUUGGGGGCAAAGAUGCCUUUAUUGCUGUCACGGCAGAGUGGUGUGGCCAUUGCAAGAAUCUCAAGCCAAUUUGGCAAAAGCUUGCAGAAAUCUACCAAGGCGACUCUGAUACCGUUGUUAUUGGACAAGUCCAGGUCACAGAUCCUGAACCAUCAGAUUGGAUCAAGGAAAAAUUCCAGAUUCGCUCGUUCCCGACCUUGCUCUACGUCAAAAAUGGAGACUUGCAAAAUCCCGAAAUUUAUGAAGCUCCAAGAACUCUUUCUGCAUUCACUGAGUUCGUCAACGAACGAGCUGGUACCACACGAGCUGAGGACGGUGGUCUUCACCCGGACGCUGGCCUGCUUCACUCCUUGGACGACCUCGUGUCCACAUUUGUUGGCUCAACAAAACAUGAGCGCGUGAAGCUAGCCAAUAAAUUGACGGAAGCACUUAACGAUCUUAAAAAAGAAAACAAAUAUGCCAAAGAAAUCAGAUAUUACAGCAAGCUAGUCAACAGUCUAGUCAACGGUCCUUAUGAUUUCAUUCCUCGCGAGAUUGCGAGACUAGAGAAAAUGCUGGGCGAAGAUUUAGCUCCUGAGGCCAGAGACUCAGCACUUUUCAGACUAAACAUAUUGAGAUACUUCAACAGCUGUAUUACAGCAAAUACAUAUAAAUAA
Ogataea parapolymorpha DL-1 is the source of this 1110-nucleotide messenger RNA. Its product is annotated as protein disulfide isomerase family A, member 6. Lineage: Eukaryota; Fungi; Ascomycota; Pichiomycetes; Pichiales; Pichiaceae. Gene Ontology annotation, cellular component: endoplasmic reticulum. Gene Ontology annotation, molecular function: protein disulfide isomerase activity. The transcript has a single exon. Bases 1 to 1110 code for a protein of 369 amino acids. The record is from RefSeq and is a predicted model, not a curated record. Gene Ontology annotation, biological process: protein folding.